CCACUUGGGGUUUCAGCGGUCCGCAGACUCCGUUACCCAGCUUCCUUUGUGGGAGUGCUGUGGCGCACUUCCGGUGGAGGUGCUGAGAGAGGGGGUGGAGUCUGAGGAGCCGGUGGGCGGUAGGCGGUGCUGCCGGUGGCUGAGGGCUGUCUAAAGGCGACAGGGCAUCGCUAGGGAGCCAUCUGUGACCGGUUGGCCCACACUUAACGUGGGACGAAGCUUCGGCUGCUGUUUGAGUACGUGCGGCCUCGCUUUCAUGUCGGCCCUCGAGAAGAGCAUGCACCUUGGCCGCCUGCCCUCUCGCCCUCCCCUACCCGGCAGCGGGGGCAGUCAGAGCGGAGCCAAGAUGCGAAUGGGCCCUGGAAGAAAGCGGGACUUUUCCCCUGUUUCUUGGAGUCAGUACUUUGAGUCCAUGGAAGAUGUGGAAGUAGAGAAUGAAACUGGCAAAGAUACUUUUCGUGUUUACAAGAGUGGUUCAGAGGGCCCAGUCCUACUCCUUCUGCAUGGGGGAGGCCAUUCUGCCCUUUCCUGGGCUGUGUUCACAGCAGCAAUCAUUAGUAGAGUUCAGUGUAGGAUUGUGGCUUUGGAUCUGCGAAGUCAUGGUGAAACAAAGGUCAAGAAUCCUGAAGACCUGUCUGCAGAAACAAUGGCAAAAGAUGUUGGCAAUGUGGUUGAAGCCAUGUAUGGGGAUCUCCCUCCUCCAAUCAUGCUAAUUGGACACAGCAUGGGCGGUGCUAUUGCAGUCCACACAGCAUCAUCCAACUUGGUGCCAAGCCUUCUGGGUCUGUGCAUGAUUGAUGUUGUGGAAGGUACAGCCAUGGAUGCUCUUAACAGCAUGCAGAAUUUCUUACGUGGUCGUCCUAAAACCUUCAAGUCUCUGGAGAAUGCCAUUGAAUGGAGUGUGAAGAGUGGCCAGAUUCGAAAUCUGGAGUCUGCCCGUGUCUCAAUGGUUGGCCAAGUCAAACAGUGUGAAGGAAUUACAAGUCCAGAAGGUUCAAAAUCUAUAGUGGAAGGAAUCAUAGAGGAAGAAGAAGAAGAUGAGGAAGGAAGUGAAUCAGUAAACAAGAGGAAAAAGGAAGAUGACAUGGAGACCAAGAAGGACCAUCCAUACACCUGGAGAAUUGAACUGGCAAAAACAGAAAAAUACUGGGAUGGCUGGUUUCGAGGCUUAUCCAAUCUGUUUCUCAGUUGUCCUAUUCCUAAAUUGCUGCUCUUGGCCGGUGUUGAUAGGCUGGAUAAAGAUCUGACCAUUGGCCAAAUGCAAGGGAAGUUUCAGAUGCAGGUCCUACCUCAGUGUGGCCAUGCAGUCCAUGAAGAUGCCCCAGAUAAGGUAGCUGAAGCUGUUGCCACUUUCCUGAUCCGGCAUAGGUUUGCAGAGCCCAUCGGUGGAUUCCAGUGCAUGUUUCCUGGCUGUUAGUGACCUGCUAUCCAUCCCUCCCUCAGCAUCGAGCUCUGUUAUAAAUACAUCGCGCCAGAGGUCACUGUGAUGCCGCUGUCUCCUCCUUACCAUCCUGCCCGGCCAUGUGACACCGGCUUCCUGUAGAAUGGGCAUCCCCUGAUAUACAAACCCUUUCAUGUAUUCCUGCUGCAAAAGCAUUGUUUUCCAGGGCCCUUGACCAGCACUGGUCUCCCCAGCCCAGAGCUCCCUAGCCCCUACCCAUUUCCUGUACAGGGGUAGCCCCUGUCUCUCCCUGCCUUGCCUAGGGUGAAGCUGCCAUUAGAGCUGCCACUGGGCCUCUAUUCCUAGUAUCAGGUGAUGCACCUGGGUCUAAAUGUUUCCCCAGGCUCAGGGACCUCCAUUCUUUGAGAUUGUUGUUAGCAUGGUCCUGCCCUACCUCAUGGGAUGGACCAUGCACAGGUUGGUCCUUAUUUUCUCUUGCAAAUAAAACACCGGUCAGGUACCUUUUUAUCCCAGUCUUACUCUUUCAGGCUUGGGAGACCUGGGGAGGCCAGGAUCCCAUCCUUAGGUAUAGGAAGGGGUAGCGGAUAGCAUCACCACAGCCUGAAGAUCAAGUCCAGCCAGUCCAAGCACAUGGCCUCUCAUCUGAGAAGGGCCCACUCUCCCACUCCCACAUGUCUGGGCACCUGCCCUGGACUGAGGCCAGGCUGCUCCAGGGCCCUCCUGAGCCCUCACCUACCACAGAGUGACCCAGGUUAAUUACAGCCCGUGCACAAAGCCACAGCCUGUGGGAUUGUUUUUAAUAUUCCAAUUUAACCAUUUUCAUCCUUGGUCCCUGGAGGUGUGCAAAGUGCCCAUUUGCCUCUUCUAGACCCACAGCUUCUCUUUGCCAUUUGUGGUUUCCUUGUCACUCUUCAAAGAAACAGUAUAGCCUGGGAUCCCCAAUCCUUGUCCCCUUCCAGCUGCCUCAUCAUAACACUGCGGCCUCCCCCUGCUGCCCUGGCACGUCAUUUCUAAGGGCAGGAGGAGCAGUCUCCUGAAGCCCAUCUUUCUGUGACUGUCUAGAUGAUACAUAGGCCCCUCCACCAUUCCACUCAACAACUUCCUAUCCCUGUCCUGCUGCACGGUCCAGAGCCGGGGACCUAAUUUGUUUCUUUGUUAUUUAUGACCUUGUUUAAUGAAAAUAAAUAUUUCCCAACCUUUAUUGGUCUGGUCUUU
Messenger RNA from Loxodonta africana (African savanna elephant), 2617 nucleotides. RefSeq names its product protein phosphatase methylesterase 1 (gene PPME1). Gene Ontology annotation, molecular function: protein methylesterase activity. Gene Ontology annotation, biological process: protein demethylation. Lineage: Eukaryota; Metazoa; Chordata; Mammalia; Proboscidea; Elephantidae. The coding region runs from base 257 to 1417 and encodes 386 amino acids. The record is from RefSeq and is a predicted model, not a curated record. The transcript is spliced from 14 exons.